GAUACUCCAAAUUCAUUGUAACAGUGUAUCUGAUUGUGAUCGGAACAUAUUUUUCGCGAUAUAUUUCCCGGGUUUUUUUUUGUCAAAGUCUUAUCCAAGAACUUCCUAGCCAUCAUAAUGAAGCCAAUCUUCGUUGCUGCCGUGCUUGCCACAAUUUUGGCCGUUGCCAGCUGUGCACCGUACGAAAUCGCCUACCUGAUCCCUGUGGAGGUUCCGGCGGCCCGUGUUGCCCGUGCGGCCCAGUUCGGCGGCUUCGGUGGAUUCAGCGGUAGCGCCGCCAAUGCCGGUGCCCAGUCCUUCAAUGCCGGCGGCUUCGGCGGUGGUUUCUCGGGCAGUGCGGCCAACGCUGCCUCGCAGUCCUUCGGUAGCGGCGGUUUCGGUGGGCUCAGCGGCAGUGCUGCCAGCGCCGGUGCCCAGAGCUUCUCGGGUGGUGCCGGAUUCCCCGGAUUCGGUGGAUUCAGCGGAUCCGCUGCCAAUGCUGCCUCUCAGUCUUUCUCCGGUUAAGCUGUCGUCCCUCGAUCCCUCGAUGUUUAACGCCGGUUUCGGAAAGCCACAACCAACGACUGUAAAGAUUUUUGACAAUUACUAGUUAACCUUUUAACAUUAAGGGCAAUGCGUGAAGUUGGAAAUCCAUUUUGAUAUUACGAAUCAGUUAUACGUACAACGUAAAUUAAUUUAAUUUAACAUCUUUUUAUGUAAGCGAACGAUGAUUGUUGAACAAAUGUACUAAAAGGUGAUGUCCGUGCAAGAUCCCAAGACCAUCAAUAAAAAAGGAUAUCAUUAAGAUCAAA
This is a messenger RNA of Uranotaenia lowii, 791 nucleotides long. RefSeq lists its product as uncharacterized. Lineage: Eukaryota; Metazoa; Arthropoda; Insecta; Diptera; Culicidae. Bases 118 to 504 code for a protein of 128 amino acids. The transcript has 2 exons. The record is from RefSeq and is a predicted model, not a curated record.